Molecule: messenger RNA, 729 nt
Organism: Chanos chanos (milkfish)
Lineage: Eukaryota; Metazoa; Chordata; Actinopteri; Gonorynchiformes; Chanidae
Gene: ubtd2
Product: ubiquitin domain containing 2
Exons: 3
Coding region: 10-729 (239 amino acids)
Molecular function (GO): protein binding
Source: RefSeq, a predicted model, not a curated record
AAAACAUCCAUGGGUGGUUGUGUGGGCAGUCAUCAUGAUUCUUCAGGCAGUUUAACCGAGAAUUCUGACGGAACUGGAGUGGCACUGGGGCGUAACCAGCCCCUGAAGAGAGAGAAGCCCAAAUGGAAGAGUGAUUACCCAAUGACUGACGGUCAGCUGCGGAGCAAGCGGGAUGAAUUCUGGGACACGGCGCCGGCGUUCGAGGGCCGAAAGGAAAUCUGGGACGCUCUCAAGGCUGCAGCGCAGGCCUUCGAAAGCAACGACCACGAGCUCGCUCAAGCCAUCAUCGACGGGGCCAGCAUAACGUUGCCACACGGUGUUCUCACCGAGUGCUACGAUGAGCUGGGAAACCGUUACCAACUGCCUGUCUACUGCCUAUCCCCGCCCGUCAACAUGAUCGAGGAAAAGAGCGACCUGGAGCCUUUGGAAGUGCCUGAGGCACCGGCCAGCGAGGGUCAGGAAUGCCAGCUCCGGCUUCGGCUCUCCACGGGUCGGGACCUCAGGCUGACCGUUCGCACCACGGACAGCGUCCAGCACAUGAAGGGCCGUCUUCAAGCACAGGAGGGCGUGGCGGCUGGCAGCCAGCGCUGGUUCUUCUCCGGCCGGCCGCUCACGGACAAGAUGAAGCUGGAGGAACUGAAGAUCUCCAAGGACUACGUGGUGCAGGUGAUUGUCAGCCAGCCACCCGCACCACGACUGCCUCAGGACCCCACACCAGUGGAGAACUAG